This is a messenger RNA of Anopheles merus, 5556 nucleotides long. RefSeq names its product protein ECT2-like. Gene Ontology annotation, biological process: activation of GTPase activity; regulation of cytokinesis, actomyosin contractile ring assembly; nervous system development. Lineage: Eukaryota; Metazoa; Arthropoda; Insecta; Diptera; Culicidae. Gene Ontology annotation, cellular component: nucleus; cell cortex. The record is from RefSeq and is a predicted model, not a curated record. Gene Ontology annotation, molecular function: GTPase activator activity; guanyl-nucleotide exchange factor activity.
ACCGUAAACGCGCCGCAACACAACUGCCAAGCGAAGCAGGGCAACACACACAAUCGCUCUCGUAAAGUGCGUCGCGCACGAUCGCGAAAGAUCCCGGGCGGUACGGUCCGGCGUUGUUGGUACAGUGAAUGUGUGUGACGGAACACUCCUCCCCCCAGGCAAAAUAUGGUGCAGUUUUUCGCGAGAAGGCAUCAUCGGUAAAAUUACGAUCGCGUCGUUUGCUUUGAUUUUCCCCCGGCGGCGUGGUGCGACAGGGGGGCUCCCAGUUCAGGUGCGAAAAGUGCGCGUCCCGGUCGUAGUAGGGCUUCGCAUCCCGUUUUCCUUCUGUGUGGCUCGAACGCGUGCAUUUUUACAGUAAAAUAAAACGGAGCAAACUGCAAGAUUUAGUGCAUGUGCGUGUGUAUGUGUGUGUGUGCAGUUUUUCUUAAGUCAGUGAAGUUUUUCCAUGAGGCGCCUGUCUUUCUCUUCCAGACAUACGCUAAAGAAGACAAGUACUACAUUCCGAUGGCAAUGAGCUGAACAUAAUUUAAAAGAAAUCAAAAGAAACGAAAAGACAUCAAACUGCAUCAACUGUGGCUGCACAUUUUAAUGCGUAAUCAAGUGCACUGACCCUGUGGUAGAGUGCGUGUGUGUGUGUGUAAUUCACCGUUUGCUGUGCAAACGACCACCACCACCAACAACAACAACGUCGCGCAUCGUGUCCUUUUUUGUGUCCCCGAAACGAUGAAAGAAUCAUUAUCGCUGCAUGAGAAGAAGGUUAGCAUAAUGUCGAGCGGCAUCGGCGGUGGCGAGACGGGCGAAACCGGCCUAACCGCCGAUAAGAAAUUGAUCCCGAUCACGCAUUUGUCAGCGUGCCAGCAGAAGAAUCUAUUACAACCAAUCGAAAAUACGGCAACGGCCGUGGAGCAGCAGCAGCAGCAACAACUACAACAGCACCAGCAGCCCAUCAACGGUGCGGCGGCGGUGCUGUUGGCGACAGGGCUUCCACCACCACCAUCAUCAACAGCUGGAAAUGUGGAAGCUAUGUCGAUAUCGACGUCACCAUCAACGCCGGAAAUGACUCGGAUCUGUCUGGUGGGCCCGGUGGCACAGGAUGCGGCCACGCUGGCGGCGGCCCAAAGCCUCAAACUGCCGAUCGUGACUUCCGACACCGGCGCGGAGUACAUCGGGGACGACGACAUCAGCAUCAGCACCGUGUUCGUGCUGAACGACUUCGAAGGCCCGGUUUACGAUGCGAUCUACAAGGCGAAGCAAAGAAUCCUCGGACCACCGGCCUUACAGCAGGCUGUAAGAUUCAGUGAAGGUUUGGUGUGGAACAAUCGCCCGAUCUACAACUACUGCAUGCGCGGCGUCAUCACGUGCUUCACCGGCAUACGCAAGAAGGACGAACUGACACAUCUGGUGCAUUUGAUUCAUUCGAUGGGCGGCUCGAUACGGAAAGGCAUGGACACGAAGGUCACCCAUUUGAUCUGCAACUCUAGCGGAGGCGAAAAGUAUCGGUACGCCAUGACGUUCCGGUUAGCAAUCAUACGCCCGAACUGGGUGCUGGAGGCGUGGAAAAACCGGCACGAUCCUAACUUUUCCGCCACGAUCGAAACGUUCACCAAGCAGCACCGGCUGAAAGCGUUCGAGGGGCAGAAGGUGUGCUUCUUCGGCUUCCCGGAGGAGGAACAGCAGCACAUGAUCGAUGUGCUGCGCACGAACGGUGGCAUCCCGACCGAUCUGGAAGAUCCGGAAUGUUCGCAUGUGGUAAUGCCAAACACGGGCGCACACUUGAUCGAUGCAACCAUGCCGCUGGAGAGUGUUUCGCCGAAGAAACUGGCCACCGUUUCACCACCACCAGCAGCAGCAGCAGCAGCGGAUGUACCUGGGAGCGAAGAGCCAGAAGCGAGAGAGUUGAAGCAGCAGCAACCACCGGAGAGCAAUGCCGGAAAGGAAGCCACCGCGGCACUACCGUCCCUGCCGGAAGAGAACGAAUCGACGGAAGGAAUGGCAGUAGAGCCGGCAGGAAGCCGCAACGAUCGGAACGGCGAUCACAUGCUGAGCAUUGCGGAAAAUGACAACAAUCGGAAUCAGUUUGCGGAAAGCAGCACCGCCCGCCCGGCGGUGCCGUACAUUGAUGAGGCAGCAGUACCGGAACCAAUGCCGGCAGCAGUAACAACGAACACUGCUGCACCAAAGCAGGACGGCAUCGUGCUUACAUCCGGCGAAGCGAACGAAUUUCUCAACCCGAACAAUCUUUCGCCCAUUUUAAAAACCGAACGGGGCGGCGGAUGCAGCAUGGUGGACGAGUCGUUCCGCCGGAUCGUGGAGGAGAAGGACGAGGACGACGAGGACGACGAUACGAUGGACGAUUACGUGAUCGCUAGCCGGGAGGCGUACAAGCGCAAACGGCAGGAGGAUAGCUUCGACGACCCGUCGCUCCUGUCGGUGGACAUUUCAAUCGCAUCGACCAUCGGUGGCGCCACCAAUGGUGGUGGUGGUGGUGGUGGUGGUGGUGCCCUACUACUGCACGGCGGUUCGGCCAAAAAGCCGAAGCUGACGCGGACGGGCUCGAUUACGCGCGGCAUACGGCGUAGCAUGAGCUUUGCCGCGAUCAAGACGCCGAUCAAGACGAUGCUGCGGUCGCGCCGCAGCUCGGUCGACCCGAACGCGUCGAACGCGUCGAUCAACAACACGAUCGAGGCGACGUUCAACGAGUCGAUCAAGAAGCCGGUGAAGGAGAAGCUGCGCAGCAUCCGGGACAAGAUCACGAAGAGCGGCAAGAAGGACUGCACGCCCAAGACGAUCAAGGGCCGGGGUUUGAUCACGACGGCCAAUCUGGACAGCCUGAAGCAGGUGUGCAACUUCAAGUCGGUGGAUGGCGGGAAGGCGACGGUGGUAGUGUCGGCCGGACCGCACACGCCCGAGCAGCAGUGCAAGGAUCGGAGCGAGGUGGACUUCAAGACACCGGUCGCGCCGGUUGCCGCCGCCGGCUUUGGCGGGCUGAACGGUUCCGCUACGAAGAUGCUGACGCGCAGUCGGGGCAAGAUUGGGAGCGGUUUGGCGAAAGGUGCAGCAACACUGCAGCAACGCCACUCGAUCGCGUCGAUUGGUGGGGCAGGAGCGGAUGAGGAGGAUACGCUGAUGGAGCUGGACGAGGAGGAGGCGGUGGCGGCGGCGGCGGCUAAGGCUACGAAUGCCGCUUCUUCGAUGGCGGUCGACGAGGAGGAGCAGGGAAAGAAUGUCGAUGCCGGCGCCGGCGUUGGUUCGGAAGAUGCAGACAUGAUGCCGGUGGUGGAUGAGCACGUCGUUCAGGCGAAACCGGAAACGAAGAAUAAAAACACCCACAUCGUCAAGGCCGACUGGUUCUGGUACACGAUCCAGGCAGGCUAUGCGAACGAGUUCGACUAUCUGUUUGCGGACUAUUUGGAGAGCAUAGCGCACACACCGGUCGUGGAUCGGCGCGAUUCGCUGCCGGUCAGCUUCAAUAAGCGCAAACGGAAGCGCCUCUCGCAGCGAACGCCGGCGGACGGUGGUAGCGGCGGGACGCCGCUCGGUGUCGGCAAACGGCGCUCGUCCGUGUCCGAUGCCGGGUUGCUGUCCGUGUCCGGCAGCUUCCUGGACUGCACGGUCAGCCCGGACAAGCAUGAGAGCAGCAAGAAGAACGCCAUUCCCGAUUCGGCCAAAGCGUCCGCCGACCAGCAGCAGCAGCAGCAGCAGCAAUCGGGCAAAACGCAGUCGAUGCGGCACAACCACUUUAUGGACUUUUUCCACACGGAAUCGAACUACGUCGGCAUACUGGACACGAUCGUGAAGCUUUUUAAGGAACCGCUCGAAGAGAUGGUGGAGAAUGAAAAUCCGCUGCUGAACAAAUCGGAACUGCGGUCCAUCUUUGGCAACUUUCUACCGAUCCACGACGUGCACAAGCGGAUGCUGGACCGGCUGAAGGCGAUACACGCCUGCUGGAGCGAGGAGGUGCUGAUCGGGCAGAUCGUGCUGGACCAUCGGGACGAUCUGCUGAAGGCGUACCCGCCGUACGUGAACUUUUUCGAGCAGAUGAAGGAAACGCUCGUCCAGUGCGAUGCGAGCAAUCCGCGGUUUCAUGCAUUCCUCAAGAUAAACACGAAGCCGGAGUGCGGCCGGCAGUCGCUGCAGGAUCUGAUGAUACGGCCGGUGCAGCGAUUGCCCAGCAUCAGCCUGCUGCUUAAUGACAUACUGAAGCACACCGGCAAAGCGAACCCGGACCACAAAAAGCUGGACGACGCGCUGAAAGCCAUCCGGGAGGUGAUGACGUACAUUAACGAGGAUAAGCGCAAAACGGAGGGACAGAUGGCAAUGUUUGACAUUUUCAACGAUAUCGACAACUGUCCGCCCCAUCUCGUCUCGUCGCAUCGUAGCUUCGUGUCGCGGUGCGAGGUGACGGAGCUGUCGGACAGUCUGAGCGGGCGCGGCGAUCCGCUGGUACUGUUUCUGUUCAGCGAUACGCUCGAGGUGUGCAAAAAGCGCUCCCGGGUGUUCAAUAAUGUGAAGUCGCCGAACACGAACAGCCUCAAUCUGACGCGCUCGUCCUGCGCGACGACGAAACCGUACAAGCACGUGAAGCUGAUGCCGCUCAGCACGGUCCAGCUGGUGGUGAACAUCGUGGACAGUCCGCGCGCCUUCAUGCUGAACUGCCGCGAGCUGGCCCAGAACGCGAAGGACCGCCAGUACUCGUUCAACAUUGCGGACGAGGAGCAGGACAAGCUGCUCUACCUGAAGAGCCUGUCGAAGCAGAUGGCGGAGAACGCGUGCCGGACGGAUGCGGGCCACUUUCUGAUCAACAGCACCGCGGACGAAGUGGACAUCGACGUGAGCGACAUUAAUGUGGGCACGCUGUCGAAAGCGUUCAAAAUUGCUUCCAAGACGCGGAUGAAGGUCGGCCGUGUGUUUUCGUUCAACAAAACGCCCUCGAAGCUGAAGCGCACCGUGUCCACGAUGAUGCCGUCGCCGUUUGGCAGUACGCAGUCACUGACGCCCGCCUCCCAGCUGGCACAGAUGAAACUGGCAAGCUGUACGAAUUUAAAUGAGGUUUGUGAGGAAGGAGCCGACUCGAACGGAUCGUCACCCUCGUCCUCCAAGCUGGUAGCGCCGAUGUCCGUGCAGCCGACGCGCAAAAACAAAAAUCCACCCAUAUCGAUCGGUGCCCUUCGACCCCUCUAGAAGGCUGCUUGAUCCGCUUUAAAGCAUCGACAGAGAGAGCUGGAACGCGAUUGUAUUGUACAGUUGGACAGUUGUACCGAUUGUGUGCGUGUGUGGUAUCGUUCGAGCGCUAUAAAGCGGUUGCUGCUGAUGCUAUUCGAAAUUUAUGUACAUAUUAUAAUCAACAGAUUAGUAAGUUAUAACAUGAUCGAAUCGAAUUGCGCGCUACCAUGCCAUGCCAUGCAGAUUUUAGGGAAGUAGUAUCGUUGUUUCCCCUCUGUUCAAAAUUACGAGCCGUACGAUAUGUGUGUGUGCGCGUUGUCAAUACUUUUUUUCUUCUUAAUUGAUUUGUAGUCUUACACUUAUGGUAUCAAUAAUCAUAUUUUUAACGCUGAA